AUGUCCAAUGAUUUAACUCAAUUACAAAUGUCAGAAGAUCAACAACAUACAAACAGUAUCAAUGAAGAAUAUUGUCCAACAACUCGUCUAUCCUAUCAUCCAACUCCUCCUCAUCAUCAUCUUCAUCCAGUAUCUUAUUUAACUGGAAUUCAUGAAGAUACACGUGGUGAAUUAGCACAUUCUAUUAGUGAUUUUCAACAAUAUCAUAUCAAACAAUCACAAGAACAAUCUAUGCAUACAUGUGCAGUACCAAUCAAUGUCUGUUGUGUUUGUUCCAAUGACAAUGAUCAACAAUCACUGCAUUCUGAAGUUCAAGUAUUAUGCGCUUCUCCAGGUUGUAAAUACAGUGGACCAAUACACAGAAAAUGUUUAGAACAUUGGGAUACAUGUUGUGAUUUUUAUUGUCAUUUAUUAAAUAAUUCUUUCCAACAUUCUUUAUCACAAACAUCACAAACAUCACCAUCAUCAUCAUUAUUUGAUACAAUCAAUUCAACAACCAAUUCACCACCACCUCCUGCAACAUCUUCAUCAUCAUUAUCGAUUCUUUCAAAUUUCAAUGAUUCACCAUUGCAUAAAUCAUUUAUUGAAGGUUUAUUUCGUCUUUAUGAAUGUCCAUUAUGUGGUCAAUAUACGCUGUAUCGAUCAACUAUCCAUCAUCAUCAUCAUUUACCAGUAACUUCAAAUUUUACUGUGACUAAUAAUCAAACAUCACAGCCAUUAUCAUCUACAACAUCAAAUCCAUUUACAAGUGUUUUAUGCGCUAUACAAUAUGCAACUGAGAAAUUAAAUCAAUCUGAAUAUCCAAUUCAUCAAUCGGAUCCAUGUAAAUCAUACAAUACAUCAGCGCCAACAAUGGAGUUAUCAUCACCAAGAUCUCAUUCGAAAUUACCAACAGCAACAACUACUGGAAGGUCACAUUCUUAUGUUCAACCACCAUUGAUUACAGAUCAAUUCAGUGAUAUUUUAAGGUAA
This is a messenger RNA of Schistosoma turkestanicum, 972 nucleotides long. NCBI's taxonomy places the organism in Eukaryota, Metazoa, Platyhelminthes, Trematoda, Strigeidida, Schistosomatidae. The record is from the annotation of a GenBank genome assembly.